CUUCAGUUGACGGCAGAGACGACAGCAGAAUGCAAAGGCAACGGAUUACUCCCAGGAUUUAAAUAGCAUAGAUUAUCGUUGAAACCGCUGACGACGCGCCCAGAUGAGCUCCAUGGACUGCGCCACGUUCCCAAUGCAUCCUAAAAUGGACGAGCAACUGGCCCGAACCUUCGUCAUCAACGAGGAGGAGGAGGAGAAGCACAUUCAGAAGGUGCAGAACGCCUUCCUUUACUAUGGGCCAUAUGCGUGUCAGCGGCUAAAGCGCUCCAUGGAUUACCUGAACAGCCUGUCUGGCGAGGACCAAAUCAUGCUAGCCAAGUACCGAGGGCAUCUGGAGUGCGUGCGCACGUGCAUCGAUCGCAACCAGGCGGUUAUCCGGGAAAUAUUGCGCGGGCGUGUCCUCUAUCCGACGGAUGAGGCGACUGGUGAUCCCUCGGAGUUUGACGAGCCGCCGCCAAAUGUGCGGCACGGUGACAUGGACCAGAUUGAUAUUCCAUUCGAUGAAGCUGACGUUGAACCUCUAAAAAUUUUAAAGGCCCAGUCGACGUUGAAGUUGAUUGCGCGCGACUGGAGCACUGAAGGAGCCUUAGAACGGGAGCAAUCGUAUAAACCGAUCAUCGACAGCAUCGUUGCGUACUUCAAGCACAGCGAUUUCGAGCUGAAGGAUAUAAAGAUCCUAGUGCCGGGAGCGGGGUUGGGACGGCUCACCUACGAGCUUGCCUGCUUGGGGUACUCGUGCGAGGGCAACGAGUUUUCCUACUUCAUGCUGAUCGCCUCCAAUUUUGUCCUCAACCUCUGCGACAACGAGAACAAGUACGUGUUAUAUCCGUGGGUGCACCAGUAUGUGAAUAACUUAAGGCGUGAGGAUCAGGUGGCCCCCGUUCGUUUCCCAGACGUCUGCCCGCUUAAAAAUCCACCCAAGGGCCAUUUUGAAAUAGCAGCUGGCGACUUUCUGGAGGUCUACAAGACGCCGAACGCCUACAACUGCGUGGCUACGUGCUUCUUCAUCGAUUGUGCCAAUAAUGUUAUUGACUUCAUACGCACAAUUUACAAAAUCCUCGUGCCUGGUGGCAUUUGGGUGAAUCUCGGGCCGCUGCUGUACCAUUUUAGCGACGUCAGCGGGCAAAACAGCAUCGAGCCGGCUUUCGAGGACCUUUGCAUUAUCAUGGAAAGCGUAGGAUUCGUUAUCGAGAAAUCACGCACCGGCAUCCGUACCAAGUACGCACAGAACCCGUCUUCAAUGAAACAGAGCGAGUACCAGAGUCUUUUCUGGGUCUGCCGCAAGCCGGAUCUAUUUGAGGAGCAGCGGGGCAAACGCAAGGCCUCCAGGGAGCCACACGAUCUUAUUGUGCGCGAGGACAGCGAGGAGGAGGGGGAGCAACAGCCGGAACGAAAUGAAACGGAAGAAAAACAGCAACUGAAACCGCUGGCCACAGCCAACUGCGAGACUGAGAUAAAGGAGCAGCCAUCGUGAUAGCCAUUGAACCAAACUCAACAACACAUCCAAACACCACAAUCAAGUCCAAGUGCAAACCCACCUACAGAUGGCAUCACGAACAUCUUAAUUACCACGUCACAGGCAAGACAGGGAAUCGACACUGCAGUGCUUCGAUGUUAUAGAUUACACUUUAUACCUAUUAUUUACUCCUACACACUGUUAUAUAUGCCAGUUUUAAUUUUUCAAAGGAUGCAAAUUUUAGGACAAUUUCUCGCUCAUUAUGCUCAUCAUGCUAACUUAAAUGGGAAAAGCGUCCCAACUAGGUCAACCAAAUAUAUCAAAAGAAAAUUUUU
Molecule: messenger RNA, 1791 nt
Organism: Drosophila melanogaster (fruit fly)
Lineage: Eukaryota; Metazoa; Arthropoda; Insecta; Diptera; Drosophilidae
Exons: 6
Coding region: 104-1474 (456 amino acids)
Molecular function (GO): carnosine N-methyltransferase activity; S-adenosylmethionine-dependent methyltransferase activity
Source: RefSeq, marked reviewed